This is a messenger RNA of Frankliniella occidentalis (western flower thrips), 1682 nucleotides long. Its product is annotated as gamma-secretase subunit Aph-1. Gene Ontology annotation, biological process: protein processing; positive regulation of catalytic activity; Notch receptor processing. Gene Ontology annotation, cellular component: endoplasmic reticulum; gamma-secretase complex; membrane. Bases 310 to 1047 code for a protein of 245 amino acids. The transcript has 2 exons. Gene Ontology annotation, molecular function: protein-macromolecule adaptor activity. NCBI's taxonomy places the organism in Eukaryota, Metazoa, Arthropoda, Insecta, Thysanoptera, Thripidae. The record is from RefSeq and is a predicted model, not a curated record.
ACAGCAGCAACAACAACAACAACAAUAUGGCCGCAGUUUCUCCACCAGUCUUGCUUCUGAACUGAGUUUGGAACGCCGAUGUUAAUUUUAUACCGCAACAGCGCCUUUCCGUUACUUGGAGUGUGUUUUAUUUAGUACACCUGAAGAGAAACUGUUUGGAACUGCUUGAGUUUUAAUAGGCUCCUCGUGCUGAAACAACUCUUUCAAGAUGUUAGGACUUGUGCGAAUUUCAAAGGUUUAUUCUUGUUAAUGACUUUGAUUGAUAAGAAAAUUACUAUUAUUCAGCGGUGACAAGUUCAUUGAACCAAAAUGACGUUGUGUGAGUUCUUUGGUUGUGCUUUUAUGGCAUUUGGUCCAGCAAUAGCAAUGUUUAUCUUAACCAUUGCACAGGAUCCGAUCUCAAUAAUUAUUGUGUUUGCUAGUGGAUUCUUUUGGUUACUGUCAGCAUUAUUGUCAUCCAUAAUAUGGCUGUUUUUUGGUCUCAGCUCAAUGUCCCCCCAAGUUCAAUUGGCGCUGUCAGUAAUUUUCUCAGUGCACUGCCAGGAAGUAUUCCGCUUCCUUCUCUAUCUUACACUCACAUCAUUAGAUGAUGGUCUGAAAAACAUGAUUGAAUCAAGUACUCCAAUCAUUAAUAGAAAAAUGUUAGGGUAUUCGGCAGGGAUAGGAUUUGGUGUGAUGAGUGGUGUUUUUGCUAUUAUCAAUGUCCUAGCAGAUGCUGUUGGGCCUGCUACUAUGGGAUUAAAGGCUGGCUCUGAGAGCUUUUUCCUGAUCUCAUCAUGUUCAACACUUUGUUUUGUAUUACUACAUGUUUUCUGGAGUGUCAUAUUCUUUGCAGCUCUUGACCAAUAUAGGGCCAAUAAAAUCCAACUUCUUUUUGUCUUAGUGACACAUCUAUUAGCUUCAAGUCUUACUCUUCUUAAUUCUGGGGGCCCCUUUGCAGCAUCACUUGUUCCAAACUAUCUGAUUGUUAUCUUGACUGCUUGUGUUGCUUUCCAUGCUGCUGGAGGAUCCAUUAGUAGUCUUAAGUCAAGUCUAACCCGCCAGUAAAACUGUUAAGUACGUUUAGCAAUGUGUUAAAAUUUUUCAUUUUAAAAUCCUCUCGUCUAAAAAUUUGACCAAAACAUCUAACUAAACUAAAUAUUAAUUAUGUCUGUAAAUCUUCUUUCUAUCAAGACUCGUAGCUUCAGACUAUUUCAUAAGUUGACUAAUGUAAUAUUUAAUAAUCAGUCUGGAAUGUCAUAUCUAGAAAUUUAAUCAAUUUUUCAUACAGUAGUUUUUAUAAAUACUUGACAUUGGGAGCUGAUAUUUGUUACUUAUCACAGAAUAAGAGGAAUGUUAAUACAAUCCACUUACAAAAAUAGUUUUAAAUAUAUAAUAAAUGAAAAAUAAAAUAUUUGAUAAAAUACAAAACAGGAAAUUUCAUUUUUAAGGAUUUUUUCCUUUUGAGAGAAACGAGCAGCACAAAACAGAAAUAAAAUAGCAUUGUAUUAUAAACAUUGGCUCAGAACAAGUAUGGACUGUCCAAAGCACCCCACCCGGCAGCAACGCCACCCUCAUUAGCUGAAGCAAGCUUUGUCCGAAGCAUGUGACCAACUUGCUUGUUCUCUAUUAUUGUUUUUUCAUCCCUGGAAAAAAAUAAAAACUUAUUAGUGAGAUGUUUUAAAGAUCAUCACUUCAGGCAA